CCUUCCGCGUCGUGUUCAUUCUGUGGUUCCGCUGAUGAAACUACGUCUCAUUUUUUCUUCAGUUGUUCUCACAAAGCCGCGCUAUGGACAAUGGCUCUCUAUAAGUUCUUUCUUGGGUUAUCCUUCUCGCUUACUCAAAUUGAACAGUCAAUGCUAACCAUUGCAGUAUCUCAUAUAAGCACCACUCCCGAUACUCUCAGCCCAAUUGUCUCAAGCAUCUCGCUUUUAUCGCUGUUCGGCUGCACUCUUUAUGUAUUUUAUGAUACACAUUUCACUUGUCAAACGAUGCUUGCUUCUCUUGAACAAAUGGUAUUCCGCUUACACCAUGGAAACAGCUACAGUUUUGAUUAAGGAGUUUUAAUUCUCACUAAACACUACUCAUCAUUUGCAU
Messenger RNA from Rhizopus microsporus ATCC 52813, 391 nucleotides. RefSeq lists its product as uncharacterized. The record is from RefSeq and is a predicted model, not a curated record. The transcript is spliced from 2 exons. Bases 91 to 351 code for a protein of 86 amino acids. NCBI's taxonomy places the organism in Eukaryota, Fungi, Mucoromycota, Mucoromycetes, Mucorales, Rhizopodaceae.